AUGCUGCUCUUUCUCGUCUCUGGCCUCAUGGCCGCAGCUUGUGUAGCUAACCCUAUGGAUAUGACUAGCCGGCCUGUGCAUUACUGUGGUGCACGAAGCGUCAGCGCAGAGGAGCGCGAGAUAUUCAAGCGACAGGGCUCUCAGCCGGACAAUGGAGCAGACAUCAACUUGGGCUGUGUUGUGCAUUUGUGCUGCGUACAGGGGGCAAAAUGCCCUUCAGACAGUGUCGCCCAGAAGGCUGUUGACCAAAUGAACGCCUUCCUAGACGGAUCUAAGAUCAAGUUUACCAUGCAAAACGUUUCUCGAAUCGAUGAUGCACGCUGCACUGCUGGCUUGACCAAUGGCCAGGCCAUGGACAGCUUAAAGGCCGAGGUCCAUCAAGGCAAUACAAGCACGCUUAACAUUGUUUACCUCCCGACUAAUCAGGGCGCUGGAGUGAAGGGGGUUUGCGUCUUGCCACAACCCGGCACCAACAUUGCGAGGAGUAUUGGUAACAAGGACGGAUGUGUCGUGGCUAUGGACACUCUACCGAACGAGAGUCGUGGCAAUGGUGGGACUGGAGAAGGAAACCCUCCUGGAGGACAAUUGGGAGGACUUCUGGGAAGCCUUUUUGGACGCCAAAGCGGUACUGGCAUCAACACAAGACAAGCCUCACCGACAACAACGCACGAGAUGGGCCACUGGCUUAGCCUUCCUCAUGCAGGCCUAGGUGGCCAGACGGGAGGAGCAGGCGUUAGAAAUAUUAUGGACGCUGUGUCGGUGAACGGCGUGCAGUAUAAAUUCAGUCAAGCUCAAUUCGACCAGAUGCGCCAGGCGGCACUCAGUCGCUUGAAAUAUCAAAAUGUCACAAUAACCAACAAAAAUCGCCCCCCGACAACUCCCCAGAACCCAGCAACGCGCCCAAAAGGUAAUCCAAAAGGUAAUAGCGGGCUGGAACUUCUAGGGCCAGGGAAUCGCGGCCACCCAGCCAAGUCCGGACAACCGCAAGGUCCGAAGCAAAACCCGCAAUGCUCUCCUCAGCCUCGUAAUGGCACGGCCGUCUCAAGAGACAGAAGCCAAGACGGCCUUUCUGCCCGCCACCCCUUUCCUGUUGUCCCAAGCGAGCCAGAGGAGGAAGCCGAUACACCCAGUCCAGUGCACUUUGCUCGACGUGAGGGGGCCAAUGCUGAUGCUAACGAGCUUGAAUUGGUUCAUAUUGCCCAGCUGAAUGAUGCAGGGGAGCCAGAUGAUUCGGGGCUAGUUCACAUUGCUCGCAAGAAGAUGAGAUGA
Pochonia chlamydosporia 170 is the source of this 1269-nucleotide messenger RNA. Its product is annotated as metalloprotease 1. NCBI's taxonomy places the organism in Eukaryota, Fungi, Ascomycota, Sordariomycetes, Hypocreales, Clavicipitaceae. The transcript is spliced from 3 exons. Gene Ontology annotation, molecular function: metallopeptidase activity. The record is from RefSeq and is a predicted model, not a curated record. The coding region runs from base 1 to 1269 and encodes 422 amino acids.